This is a messenger RNA of Symbiodinium pilosum, 351 nucleotides long. NCBI's taxonomy places the organism in Eukaryota, Dinophyceae, Suessiales, Symbiodiniaceae. The record is from the annotation of a GenBank genome assembly.
GUGGUCGAGUGCCUGAACGACCUUGUAACAGACCUGGAUCUGCCACAGUCGGAUGAGAAACGGCUUCGUUCUGAAGCUGCCCGGGUAUUGAAGAAGCUGAAAGCACCAGGAGGUGUGGGUUUGCGCCAAGACGCGAAGGCGUGCUUUGUGCGUAGCCAUGCAGGUCGAAUCGACAUCUCCUUUGCUUUCUGCGCCGGAGCGGGGCUUGACGCCACUCACGCGCACAAGGCAGGGUCAGAAGAAGAAGAUGAUGAAGGACAGGCAGCGGCAAUUGGCUUGCACGACAAGCGAGGCUUCAUGUUUGUUCUUCUUGCCCUCUUUGAUCGCAUGAUACUCAUGGUCAUUGUCUAG